Ilex paraguariensis (yerba mate) is the source of this 627-nucleotide messenger RNA. Lineage: Eukaryota; Viridiplantae; Streptophyta; Magnoliopsida; Aquifoliales; Aquifoliaceae. The record is from the annotation of a GenBank genome assembly.
AUGUUGCGGUGCACCCAGACAGGUGUGAAGGCAGGCAAGGCAAGCACCAAGGUGAAGGGUGAUGUCCUUUGCGAGGCAAGUUUUGACAUCGGUGGAGUUGGGGCUGGUUUGGAUGAUGCCAAGGUGUUGGGCAACGCACCAAGGUUGCAUUGGGCAACACGAGGACGCGCAGGGCACAAGGGACACGUCGUUGGACUUCACUAUGGGUUGGGCGUAGAAGGCAGUAACGCCCGCAUAGGGGUAGGAGGAGGCGACUGCGCAAUGACUUGGGCGAUUCCCUUGGCGCUAGAGAUUGCCUCAACGACAGCACCCCUAGGCAUUUGGAGGCGACGCCAACUGGGCAGAGUUAGGCUUCAGUGCCGGUGGAGUUGGGGCUGGCCUAGGCAGCUGGGCGCUGGCCUAGGCCUAGGCAAUGCUAGGCAGAAUGGCUCAACUGGUGGAGCCCAAUUGGACGGCAGUGUUAUUCUUUACGAGUUUCUAAGUGGCACCAAUCUUCGCGAUAAGGCUCCAAGGAGACGCGGUGUUCAACUAAGUGGUGCCAAGUGUCUCUUUGGGCCACUGAGAGACGACGGGCGACGUCCUAGCAUAUUGGGUAGCAAUGCUUGGUGGAGUAUUAGACAAUCAUAA